CGUUCAGUGAGACGAGUGUGUGCUGCAAAGUCAUAUUUUUGAACCGUAUGGAACGCCAUAUUAACGUUCAUCUGGUUGUGCGAGGUCGUUUGCAUCUGCGUCUGUCCUCUCAGCAUCAAUUUACGAUACGUUUAUAUCCGAACACUACCUUGAGAUGUCCGGCUUGGGAAAGUUACGCGUCGCUGUCAUCGGGGCCGGCGCUGCGGGAUUGUGCGCUGCCCGCCAUCUUCUCUCUCGACCAGACACAUUUGCGCCACCUGUAGUGUACGAAGUGACCAAGAACAUUGGAGGGACGUGGGUCUAUGAGGAAAAAGUGGGGUAUUACGACAAUGGCUUACCCAUCCACAGCAGCAUGUACAGGGACCUCAGAACCAAUAUUCCUAAGGAGGUGAUGUCUUUCCCUGAUUUUCCAUUUGCUAAACAUCUCCCCUCAUUUGUCCAUCACACCGAAGUGAGAAAAUAUCUUGAAGAGUACUGUCACCAUUUUCGUCUGUGGGACCAUAUAAAGUUUGGCACCACGGUGGCCUCAGUGACUCCAGUGAAAGUAAAGGAUGGUUGGAAUGGGUUGGCUUGGAAUGUCACUUCCAAUGAUGGCCUAGACCAAAGCAAAUCUACUACGGAGAGAUUUGACGCUGUUAUGGUGUGUAAUGGACAUUUUUAUGAUGCAUACAUCCCUGCAAUACCUGGACUGGAAAAAUUCAAAGGGACCCUGAUGCACAGUCAUGAUUACCGAAAUGCUGAACCUUUGGCUGGAAAAUCAGUGGUUCUGCUUGGAGCUGGUCUUUCUGGGCUAGAUAUUGCCAUGGAGCUCUCCAAUGUUGAUGCUAAGGUUAUUCUAAGUCACGGACAGCAUCCUUUGACAUGUUCCCUCCCUUCAGGAGUCCAGCAGGCUCCUCCAGUCACUUCUUUACUAGAUGAUGGCUCUCUGGAGUUCAAAGAUGGGAGGAGGGCCAAGCCAGAGGUGUUCCUGAUGUGUACAGGCUACAACUUCACCUUUCCUUUUCUGGAUGAGAAAGUGGGUGUAAAAGUCCAAGAGCACCUAGUCUGGCCACUCUACAAAUUCCUAAUACCUCCAGCCUACCCAUCACUCUUUAUAGUGGGCAUCUGCAGAGCUAUAUGCCCCUUCCCACAUUUCCACAUUCAGUCUCAGUUUGUCCUGUCAGUAUUAGAUGGCUCCUUCUCCCUUCCAACACGCGAGGAGAUGGAGAAAGACAUUGAAUUGGACAUUGCCGCCCGCCGUGCUCGUGGGAUUUCCACCCGCCACAUCCUUAAACUGGAUUCUGAGCAAUGGGCCUAUAAUGAUCAGCUUGCCCAGCUGGGAGGAUUCCAGCCCCUCCCUUACUUUUGGAGCAAUCUGUAUGAAUCCAACAAGAUGUUCCGUGCUCGAGACAUGCUCAAUUACAAGACCUUCAACUACACCGUCCUCAGUGAAACGGAGUGGGCAGUGCACAAUUUCCAUGGCCAGCAGUUACAGAAUCCUCUGCCUGUUGAAAAACAAAUUUAAGCUGUGAUGGGAAAGAUACACUAUUAUUAAGGUGCUAACAGGCAUUGUGCCAAUGUAGCAAGUAAUAUUAGGAUAUUAACAAAAUCCUCAAUAGUGAUAUGUUUUACAAUUUUUUUUAAACAUAACCAUACUAUUUUAUUUUUAUAAUAUAGUUGACACUAUCUAAAUUACAUUUUGUACGAUUCUAAUUCUGUUAUUUGUAACAUGCACUCAUUAAAAGUGUAGAAUCAGCUACUUUUACAAUAAAUGAUAUGUCAUGUAAAAGUACUCAGUCUGUCAAAUUAUAGAGUCAUCUAAAAACAUGUCAUGUAAGGCUUGGUACUGUAAAGUAUUUACACAUUG
Molecule: messenger RNA, 1846 nt
Organism: Triplophysa rosa
Lineage: Eukaryota; Metazoa; Chordata; Actinopteri; Cypriniformes; Nemacheilidae
Exons: 8
Coding region: 155-1504 (449 amino acids)
Molecular function (GO): NADP binding; N,N-dimethylaniline monooxygenase activity; flavin adenine dinucleotide binding
Source: RefSeq, a predicted model, not a curated record